AUGCUGUCCCGCACGGCUCGUUCAGCUCUCCGCGCUGCGGCUGCGGUGCCCACUCGGGCCGCUGCUGCUCCCGCCGGUGUCGCGGGCUACGCGACUCUCCGCGAGAUUAACGACCGCCUCAAGUCAAUGAACAACAUGAAGAAGAUCACCAACACCAUGAAGGUCGUCGCCUCCACCAAGCUCACCCGCGCUAGCCGUGCCAUGGAGGAGUCGCGCAAGUACGGCGAGACCUCGCAGGAGGUCUUCGAGGCCGCCGAGACCAAGGUCCCCGAGGUUGAAGAGAAGAAGUCCCUCAUCAUCGUCUGCUCGUCUGACCGUGGUCUCUGCGGUGGUAUUCACUCUGGUCUGUCUCGUCGCAUCCGCAAGCUCUUUGCCGAGGAGGGCUCUUCUGACCUCGUCGUCAUUGGCGAGAAGUGUCGUGCUCAGCUGUCGAGGUCCAACCCUCAGUCUCUCCAGCUCACCUUUGCUGGUGUCGGCCGCAACGUCCCCACCUUUGCCGAUGCCCAGGCCAUCGCCGACCAGGUCUCUCUGCUCCCUACCGAGUACACCGACGUCAAGAUCCUGUACAACAAGUUCAUCAACGCCACCAGCUACGAGCCUACCUUCAUUGAGGCAUUUUCCGAGGAGGCCAUCACCCAGUCCCCCAACUUCUCCGCCUUCGAGGUCGAGGAGGAGUCCCUCUCCAACCUCCGCGAGUACUCUCUCGCCAACUCCCUGUACUGGGCUCUUGCAGAGGGCCACGCUUGCGAGAUGUCUUCCCGUCGAAACGCCAUGGACAACGCCACCAAGAACGCGGGUGAGAUGAUCAACAAGCUCCAGAUCCAGUACAACCGCUCCCGACAGGCCGUCAUUACCAACGAGCUGGUCGAGAUUAUUACUGGUGCCACCGCGUCGGCGGACAUGUAA
Emericellopsis cladophorae is the source of this 906-nucleotide messenger RNA. RefSeq names its product ATP synthase subunit gamma-like protein. NCBI's taxonomy places the organism in Eukaryota, Fungi, Ascomycota, Sordariomycetes, Hypocreales, Bionectriaceae. Gene Ontology annotation, biological process: proton motive force-driven ATP synthesis. Gene Ontology annotation, molecular function: proton-transporting ATP synthase activity, rotational mechanism. The coding region runs from base 1 to 906 and encodes 301 amino acids. The transcript has 4 exons. The record is from RefSeq and is a predicted model, not a curated record.